Chelonus insularis is the source of this 2425-nucleotide messenger RNA. RefSeq names its product neutral and basic amino acid transport protein rBAT-like (gene CD98hc). Gene Ontology annotation, cellular component: apical plasma membrane; basolateral plasma membrane. The record is from RefSeq and is a predicted model, not a curated record. Gene Ontology annotation, molecular function: L-leucine transmembrane transporter activity; L-alanine transmembrane transporter activity; aromatic amino acid transmembrane transporter activity. The coding region runs from base 505 to 2358 and encodes 617 amino acids. NCBI's taxonomy places the organism in Eukaryota, Metazoa, Arthropoda, Insecta, Hymenoptera, Braconidae. Gene Ontology annotation, biological process: L-alanine import across plasma membrane; phenylalanine transport; carbohydrate metabolic process. The transcript is spliced from 7 exons.
UCAUUUUCUCUUUACUUAUCACAUGCUUUGUCAGUUGAAUAAUCUAAUCUAACCAUGAUAUUCUAUGGCACAUGUGGAUCCAAUGAAGAGUAAACAAUAAUUUUGUGUGCUGUCUGCCGAACAGUCUUCUAAAAUUGUAUAAAUAGGAUACAAUUGAAUAAAAAUAGCUAGUAGAUUACAGAAAGUGAAGAACGAACAUCAAGUGCUUUUGAAUUAGGAAAUGAAAUUAAUUAUUUACCACGUGGAUUAUAAAGUGUGUGAGAAGAAUUUAGUAUAAGCAAAAAUUUGUAAAGUGCAUUGCAAUUUGGAGAAUUUAAUGCGCAGAACAAGAAGCGCAUUGACCUAAUUUGGGGUGUGGACUUCUUUGAUAUAUUACAUGUCCAGUAAGCUGAUCUGAUUCAAUUAAGUAUAUAAUUGGAGCAUAAUUGAACUCCAUUCUUGCUUCUGUUGGAGGUAUCACGAGAAGAGGAAGUGAAUUGAGUCAAAGUAACUGUUAUAGAAACUAUGGAGAGGGGGAGCAUGAAUUUAGCGAAUGCGCCGGAGGUUAAUAGCACCACCAACGGAUCAGUCGCCACGUACAAGUCGUUGCCAGAGGAUAAUUCUAAUUGGGAUACGAAAAACGAAAAUCAAGCUCAAAAAAUGGGAAAAACUGACGAAGUGGAAAUUGACGAUGGAGCGAAAGAAAAAAUGUUGAAUGAUCCAACGAGUGCUGAUCCAAUAGCAAGAACUGCUGAGAUCAUACUCAUCUCAGAAAAUGGUGAUGCAAAAAUUACCGUCAAAUCCGCGAAUGACGUUCUAUGUGGAAUGGGAAAAGAAGAGUUAAUGAAAUAUGCUAAUGAUCCAUUUUGGGUACGCUUACGAUGGGUAAUGUUCAUAGGAUUUUGGAUUUUAUGGUUUGCCAUGUUAUUUGGUGCCAUAGCAAUUAUAGUAUUCGCUCCAAAAUGCUCUGCUCCAAUACCCAAAAAAUGGUGGGAAAAAAGUCCGAUUAUUCAAAUAGACUCUUCUGACUUGGAAGGAAAAGACAUCAAAGGUGUAGAAGCUCUAUUCGACACCAUAAAGGGUAAGCAUGUUCAAACAAUUGCAUUAUCGUCAAUCCUCAAAGGCACUUCAGGUCAUGUUGAAGACUUCAAAGUCAUUAAGCGUGAAAUUGGAGACAUGCAAUUUAUGAAAGAUGUCAUUGCUGCUGCUAAACAACGUGAUCAAAGGAUCGUGCUGGAGGUUGAUCCUAAUCAUUCAUCAAUAAAUCAUCCUUGGUUCAAUAGAUCAGUAAACCGAGAAGAACCUUAUACUAAUUAUUAUGUUUGGGCUGAUGGAAAAAAUGCUGCUGAUGGAACUCGUCAACCUCCUAACAAUUGGUUAAGUGUCUAUGGAGGUUCAGCAUGGGCUUGGCAUCAAGUUCGUGGUCAAUAUUAUUUGCAUCAAUUAAAUAAAACCCAACCAGACUUUAAUUUCGAGAAUCCAAGUGUAAUAAAUGAAUUCGUUGAAAUAUUCCAAUUCUGGUUGAGCCAAGGGAUCAGUGGAUUUAGGUUGGGAAGUACUCAGUAUUUAACUGAAGAUCCUCAUCGUCUUGAUGAAAAACGUAGCUCAUUCCCAGCAGAACCCGAAGAGUAUCAAUAUUUAAAUCACGUUUACACGCAAAAUCGUCAGGAAAAUGUUAAGAUUUUGAAACUUUGGAGAGAAAAAAUUGCAAAUAUCACUAAAGAUGAUGAAUUGUUUACGCUACAAGAUGACGUGGGAGCUGAUACGUUAGCUAUCUUGAAUGAGAACCAAAGACUUAUAGAUUUACCACAGAAAUCUCAAUUUUUGAGCACUGCUGAUGCUGAAAUACCAGCUGAAAUUUUAAUUCAUGAAGUAACUGAGUGGAUUUCACGAACAAAUGUCAGCUGGCCUGGCUGGGAUGUAAAUGGAAAAGAACGAUCUCUGAGACAGCGUAUGCCUAUAAAUGUAGCUGAUAGUAUCACACUAAUGACGUUACUAUUGCCAGGUACACCGAUAUUUAAAUUGAAUGACACUUUAUCAGCUCCAACAGCAUUUGCUGCGUUGGCUGCCAAACGUAAUGAAGAAACUUUCCUCUAUGGAGAUUUUAAGGCACAUGUUAUUAAUGGAACAGUCUUUGCUUACACAAGAGAUGGGUUAAAAGGCGGACAUCCUGGAUAUUUAGUAGCAUACCAAAGCUCGAGGGAAAAUGCAUCGAUUGAUGUGUCAUCGUUGUCAGCCAUGCCUUCGGAAGUGAGCAUAUUAACUCACAGUCCAAAUUAUGUUCAAGAUGGACAGUCUAUUCCGACUAAAUUAUCAUCGGAUAAUAUUCCCAUGGCUCCAAAAAGUACAGUAGUUCUUACAUUCGUACCAGAGUCUUAAAGUGCUCGAUAAAAAAUAUUUAUAUUUAAGCAUGAAAUUUUUUUUUGUGUUAAAUGAUAAGAUACAU